CUGGGCUCAUCACUACUUCUCUGAAGAAGAAAGCUGAGACUCGUCAACAAUGGCCAGGACCAAGCAGACCGCCCGUAAAUCCACCGGAGGAAAAGCUCCCAGGAAGCAGCUGGCCACCAAGGCCGCCCGUAAGAGCGCCCCGGCCACCGGCGGAGUGAAGAAGCCCCACCGCUACAGGCCCGGUACCGUGGCUCUCCGAGAGAUCCGCCGCUACCAGAAGUCCACCGAGCUGCUCAUCCGCAAGCUGCCCUUCCAGCGCCUGGUGAGGGAGAUCGCUCAGGACUUCAAGACCGACCUGCGCUUCCAGAGCUCCGCCGUCAUGGCUCUGCAGGAGGCCAGCGAGGCUUACCUGGUCGGACUCUUCGAGGACACCAACCUGUGCGCCAUCCACGCCAAGAGGGUCACCAUCAUGCCCAAAGACAUACAGCUGGCCCGACGCAUCCGCGGAGAGAGGGCUUAAACUCACACACCCACACCUGGAAACAACACAACGGCUCUUUUAAGAGCCACCUACCUCAUCCAAGAGCUGCAUCCUGCCUGCAAACACCACACAGACAAGCAGCCACGUUAACGCUCAGCUGCUCAUGGAAAUACAGGCACAUAUAAAACGGAGUUAAAUUA
Messenger RNA from Micropterus salmoides (largemouth bass), 621 nucleotides. Its product is annotated as histone H3. The record is from RefSeq and is a predicted model, not a curated record. Gene Ontology annotation, molecular function: DNA binding; protein heterodimerization activity; structural constituent of chromatin. Lineage: Eukaryota; Metazoa; Chordata; Actinopteri; Centrarchiformes; Centrarchidae. The coding region runs from base 50 to 460 and encodes 136 amino acids. Gene Ontology annotation, cellular component: nucleosome. The transcript has a single exon.